UUCAUUUUUUCCAAAAAUCUUGGAAAGAUCUCCCAAAGCACAACCAAACCAACCCAAAAUCCAAAGCAUCGCACAAGUAUCAGAAAUCAGAACAGAACAGCAUCAAGAUGGGCGGCAAGAAAGGAAAGACCAAGUUUCGCAACAAGAAGAAGAUGAGGGAAGAGCGGCAGGCGGCCAAAGAGCCGUAUCGCGGGGAUUUCAACCUCGUGACUGUCACCCAGGGCAAUUGCAAGAUGGAGGCCUACUACGCGCUGCAAGGGAUCCACCAUCAGUAUUUCAACGAUAAAGGGGAUCUAGUGGAAUGUCAAUCACCGGAAGAAAUAGAUGCGGAACGACUGCGAUGGAGGACCAGCAUUGGCAAGAUUCUGCCCGCAUCCUUUCGCACAGCCUUUGAUGUUUCCGAAUCGUUGAAAGAACGUCUGGAAAAGGAACUACAGGAAAUCAUCGAGGAAUGUGAAAAGGAACGAGCCAACAAGGAGAAACAAGCCGAAGAAAACGGCGAGGAGAACAAGGAAGCCUAUCAGGAGAGUUUCUACGUGGAUUCUUCCAACAAUACUAGCGAAACAAGAACGAUUAUUCAUCGCAUUCCCUUCUUGCCACAUGCCUACCAGCUCGGCGUCGAUCGGAAGAUUAUUAGAAAGGACCCACAAAUGGGAAAACUCUUUGAAUGGAUGAAACGACAAACAGCAGCUGGAUUCAUUACCCGACAAGAAACUGUGUCCAUGGUACCUCCAGUUGUCUUGUCGCCACAGCCAAACGAUUCAGUUCUGGAUAUGUGUGCCGCGCCCGGAAGCAAAACGUGUCAAAUAUUGGAAAAACUGUCUCCCGAAGGAUCCAUGAUUGCCAAUGAUGCAUCCUAUCAAAGAGCCUACAUGCUGGUGACGCAACUGAGACGGAUCAUGCACAAUAAUCCAGCCGUGCUCAUUACGAGCUGUGAGGCGCAAUUCUUCCCACAACAAUCACUCUCCUUUGAUCGCAUUCUGGCGGAUGUUCCCUGCUCGGGUGACGGCACUUCGAGGAAAAAUAUUGGUAUUUGGAAAAAUUGGAAUCAGUUGGGAGCACUGGCUUUGCAUUCCUUGCAGCUGGAUAUUGCUUGGAAGGGAGUGGCAUUGCUCAAAGUUGGCGGUUACAUGUGCUAUUCCACCUGUUCCCAUAAUCCCAUUGAAAAUGAAGCCGUAGUGUCCGAACUACUCAGGCGAUCCAAGGGAAGCUUGGAACUGGUCGAUGCUCCCUUGGCAGGAUUCAAGGUCCGACCUGGCAUGAAAACGUGGAAAGUGCUCGCCGAAGAAAAGAGCAUGAAGCAAAUCAAGAAUGAGCAUAAAAAGAACAAUGCCAAAAUGAAACAAAAACGUGCCGAGUGGGAAGAAAAGGAAAAGAAAGCAGCAGGCGACAAUCCAAAGCAAGGCGAGGAGGAGGAGGAGAAGGCGCAGCAAAAAGACGCUGAUCCACCAACCAACGCCACGACCGAAAAUGAAGAGACAGCUGACAUGGACACCCAGGAAGAGAAAGCAGCAAAAGCUGAUGAGGACGUUGCCGCCAAGGCAGAGCAAGAGAGCACCAACAAGGUGGAAACCAAGCCUUCUUCAAAACCCAGAUUUGAGCCACCCGCUUCUUGGGACGACGAAACGCUGAUUGGCUUGGCCGAAAAGGCAGGUUUAAAGCAUUUCAAGUCCAUCGACGAAGUCCCCAAGAACCUUGCCAAACGGAUCAAGCCUACCUGCUUCCCGCCAACAGAGGAAGAAGCGCAACAGUUUCACUUGGAAAAGUGUAUGCGUUGUUUGUCCCAAGAUAACGACACGGGCGGGUUCUUCGUAGCUCUCCUCAAAAAGGUCGCUCCCGUGAGCCGCAGAGAGGCCCGAGGUAAGCACCUGUUAGAACCCAAAGAUGAUGCCUCGGAACAGGGCCCAGAACUCAAGCGCGCCAAACUCGACUCGGAUGAUGUGGCGGACGAAGCAGUUGCUGCAGAAGGCAAAGGUGCUGGUGGUGCAGAAGGCGACAAAGGUAACGCCGUGGAGGGCACUGCUGGGGAAGCUGAGGGGCCAGAGGAUAUUGCAGGCGCCACAGAAAUGAGCACAAAGCUGAAGAGAGAAGUCAAGGCCAAUCGACUUGAUGAUAAGCAGGGGGGCAAGCACAAGGAUCUGGGAAGAGAUGAUUUUAUUCCUGUCGAUGAGGCUGCCUUCGGACCGCUCAUCGAGUUCUAUGGUUUUGACGACAAUUUUCCAAAGGAUCAGAUGAUGACACGCGCUUGUGGUGGCGGAAAGGUUCUACAUUACAUCCGAAAGAGCGUGAAGGAGAAUUACAUUGACCAGGGGAUUCAAAAGAGAAUCACUAUCAUCGGCUCCGGCGUCAAAGCCUUUGUCCGGAAUACCAACAUGACCAGUGAUUCCAUGUACCGCGUGAGCCAAGAGGGUGUCCAAUUCUUGCUACCGUACAUGACAAAACGGAAAGUGGUUGUCAGCCUCGACGAUUUCAAGCUGUGCAUGACCGGGGAGGGGAACAUUAUGGUCAAAAUAUCAGAUUUCUCGGAAGAGUUUUCGACUGUGUUGACUGAGCUUCCCAUCGGCCCCUUUGUGGUUCUCUUGAAGGGCUACGAAACCGAUUACGCGAGGAAACUCUUGAUGGUGAUGUGGAGGUGCCGCGGUACAAAUGUGAAUUGCCUUGUUUCCAAAGUCGACCUGGAGGCGAUGCGGACAAAGCUACGUGAUGUGAAAAAAGAGCAGGAACCCUCCUAGCUGGCACGUUCUUGUCCUAUUCCAAUAAACUCUACGACCCUGAACUUGCUUCAAGGAGUCCUACUAGCCAGUUUCCCCUCUACCAAGUUCCUUUAUGAUGACUCUACUUCUCUGUUUACUGCACAAAGCCCCGUCUUCCCAGCAACUCCCAUGAUUUAUCGCGUUCCAGGCUGUGCCCAGCUCAGCUCAGUACCACGCGGCUGCAAGGUAUUCUUCUAGCCGCACGCUGACAAACAGAGCGCGGUAGUUCUUGUGUGUUGCCUGGAUGCUAGACCUCUCUUCAGACCAAACGAAUCUGUUAAAUGAUUGCUACCGUAUAAGUACAACACAAACAUCGGCUACGUUCGUCCCUGUCGGCCCUGUUUUGAUCAGGGGCUUGUGACUGUCACUCUCAACCUGGUCCAAGAAAUUGUAGGCGUCAUGAUGUCUUAGAGCAUCUUCGGCAGAGCCUUCGAGUCUUUCGAGUGUCCCACCGUCCACUACAGCUCCUGCAGCAUCUGUAGGACCAUCGGUUCCAUCUGUUCCAACAGAUGCCAACACCACAUCUCGCAGGCCAAGCUUGCCAAUGCAGUCCGCAAAGACCAGAGCCAAUUCUUGAUUUCUUCCACCUUUACCAUCGCUGCCAGGCUCUAUGGACACAGUAGUUUCCCCACCUGAGAUCAAUGCAGCCGGUAAUGUUGCUAACGAGAAAUCCUGACCAGGUCCAUUCCUUUGUAGAGUGAGUUGUUGCGCCAUUGCAGCAAACACGUUGGCGACAUGUUUGGCUUCUCCCUCCACCCUGCAGCCUAGCACUUUGGUGUCGUAGCCAAUUCUCUUUGCCUCAGUGGCUGCAGCCUCCACAGCCCGCUCAUUGUUGCCCACCACAAUCGUUUCACACUUGCCCUCCCGAAAAAUAGCACUAUCUUCCGAGGGAGAAUCCGGCAUGUCCCCAUUGAUUCCAUCCUUCAGUAUUUGCACAACAUCUUCUGGCAGCUUAUCUUCCAGGUUAUUCUUUUGCACCAAUUGCCAUGCAUCCAACCAGUUGCUAGUGUCUGGGACAGUAGGACCACUGGCAAUCAAGUCUAGAGGAUCACCCAGCACAUCGCUAAGGAUCAAGCUGAUCACUGUAGAUGGGUAGGCAGCAGCAGCUAAUCGUCCACCCUUGCCAUCUUCUAACCGCUUGCGAAUCACAUUCAUAUCUUGGAUGGACAGACCUGAUGCCAAUAGUACCGCAUUUGUCCGUUGCAAGUCAUCCAGAGUCAAUCUCUCCUGAGGCAAACAGAACAAGGCUGAGCCUCCUCCACUGAUACAGCAAAUCACCAGGGUUCGAGAGUUGGCUGUCUCCGAUACCAUCUUCAUGAUUUCCAUGGCACCGUGAGCAGAUCGUGCAUCCGGUACAGGGUGACUCGCCUCCAGAAAUGAAAUGCCAUGGGAUUCCAAGGUCGCCUGUUCUUUUUCUGUCCCGUGAUCAUCCUUGACAAUCACUACGCCUUGAAUAUUAUUGUUCUUGAUGUUUGUGGUCGUUUCUCCCUCUGAUAGCUGCUCUAGCACUCCUGUGGCCAUCGCAGAAGAGGCUUUUCCAAAUGCGACAAGAACAACAUCAUCAAACUGGUUCAGAUCCAGCGAUUUGGCUGCACCCACUUGAAGGCUGUUGGUCUCCGAGUCAAAAUGAACGUUGCUGCGUAUGGCUGCGUAGGGAUCCACAGCAUCAAUGGCCUUUUGAACGAUUGAGAGCGCAUCGUCAGUCAUUAUCUUUUCAUUUUCUGUUCGUUCCAAGGAAGAAAAUUGUCGGGUCAACGAUAUCAAGCAGGCAUCUCGGCCACUCCUCCCCCCCCAUCCAAAACUUUGCGGUCGGCAUCGGCAUCUUCUCCUACCAAAUACUAGCCCUGAACGCCAAUGGACCCCCCCAUGAAAGGACGGUCUGUAGGAUCCGUAAGCAAGGGCAACUCCAGCCCUCAGGGCAGCCAAAUUCAUCUUCCAACACUGUUUCGCCGAAUAUUCAGAGGAAGGUAAUGUAAUGCCAUGGAAUGCCUUCGCUGUGGUGCUUUGUUGCAACAUACGCACAGAUCGACUGAGUAUCUUUUGACACCAUUGAGAUCUUGAGCAUCGACCAUCCGAGAUACGAGUACUAGCUAGUACUCUAGUACCAGUACCAGUACUAGCCCCACCGAGUGGGCCAACCCUUGGUUUCUUAAAAAAGGGUAUCGCAAGCU
Molecule: messenger RNA, 4924 nt
Organism: Seminavis robusta
Lineage: Eukaryota; Bacillariophyta; Bacillariophyceae; Naviculales; Naviculaceae
Source: the annotation of a GenBank genome assembly